AUGGCAGCUGAGGUGAAAUCUGAUGAUUUUAGAUUAAAGUUCUUGAUGACCAUGAAAUCAUUGCUUGACUGGAGUGCCUUACAGAAAGCUCUAGAGAAGAAAAGCAAAGCAGAAAGACAUAAGAUCUUGACUGAGUCUUUCCACCAGAAGGAAAUAGAAAUGGCUUUAGAGAUAGCAUGCAAACAAGGAAUGAUAGGAGCUGUGCAGUUUCUUAUAGAUAAAUGUGGCAUUGAUGUUGAAAAAGUUAAGAAUGUUUGUGUGUGGUCUGCAGCAAGUGGAAGGCAUUCUAAUAUUGUGAAAUAUCUCAUUGAAAACCAUUCUGUUGAUGUUAAUCUACAAAAUGACCAAGGAAUGGCAGCCAUACAUUUUGCUUGUGUUUCUGGAAAUGAACAUUUAGUGGAGUAUCUAGUCAACAAAGGAGCCAGUUUGACAGACACUGAUAACAAAAAUGUGAAUUGUCUUAUAAAAGCAGGAGUGGAUGUCAAUGCCAAAAACAGCAAUGAUGAACACAUUCUUCAUGGGACUAUCCGACAGGGCUUCAAUUUGAACGAGAGUCGCCUACAUGUCAUAGACUAUUUGGUUAAGGCAGGAGCAAAUGUGAAUAGUGUAAAUGCUGCAAACAUACCAGUGGUCAUAUAUGCUGCUCUUACCUUUAAAUCAUGCACUAAAACUCUAGGGUAUUUCCUGAAGCAUCCUCAAGUGAACAUGCAUGAUAAAAUUGAUGCAAUGAAAUAUGGAGGAGCAUUCUUGAUUAGCACAGGGAAUUCAAAAAGAGGAUUCAAGUUUUGGACAAGAGCUGUUGAACUCCAGGAGAAGAUGAAAUUUGUAGAAGAUGAGAAUAACAAUUCUGCACCUUUUCAUGGUGAUUUUUCUUCCUAUGAGCCAACUUGCAUUGAAGAUAUCCAUAGAAUGAAGGAAAAUCCAGUUCUACCAAUUUAUUUCAUGUUUGCACUUUUAUCUAAGCUUCACGUCAAGUAUGGUUAUAAUUGCAUACCUUGCCUAGAAGGAUUGAAUGAUGUGAUUAUUUCACUGGGAUGCUAUGGUUUCUUUCUAGAAGUUUUUGCAUUCACCUUCCUUCACACCUUUUCAAACAAUGAAAAUUUACUGACACGGCCUCUUAAGCUUCUGAAAACAAAGUUCAGGGAUGAAAAACAAGUAACUUUUCUCCACAUUGCCAUAGAAUGCAUGGACACCACUCAAGAUUAUCAUGGGGAUGAAGAUAACCAGGCAGAACUAGUGAAGAUACUGAUAGAAAACGGAGAAGAUGUAAAUGCCACAGAUAAUUACCUCUGCUCGCCUGUACAUGAACUGGCUACAAUUGUACAUUGUGAUAACCUACAUCUCGUUCAGGAAAUAGUGGACUUGAUGGUAAAGCAUGGUGCUCACUUGGACAUCAGAAAUAAGCUUGGUUGGUCAGGGCUUAAUGAUAUGAUUGAUUGUGGAGUUAAAGUUAAUACUGCAGCAAAUCAAACGCUCCAAUGUCUGGCAGCUGAAGUUAUCAUUGAGAAGAAUCUGGAUUACCGAAGUUCCACUCCAAAAGCCUUGUGGGAUUUCAUUCAGCUGCAUGAUCCAGAAGAACGAUUGGAUGAGUGUAAAAUUCCGUAUGCUUGCACAUUCUACAGUCAAGAACGAUUUUGGUUUAAUGUAGAAGAGCAUGUGUGUGAUAUAUAAUGAAGCUGGUCCAUUAGAAAUGAUGGUUCCAAAAUGAAGGAAUUGACACAGAGACUGUAUACAUUCAUUUUUGUA
Molecule: messenger RNA, 1746 nt
Organism: Saccostrea echinata
Lineage: Eukaryota; Metazoa; Mollusca; Bivalvia; Ostreida; Ostreidae
Product: protein fem-1 homolog CG6966-like
Exons: 2
Coding region: 1-1671 (556 amino acids)
Molecular function (GO): protein binding
Source: RefSeq, a predicted model, not a curated record